AUGAGUGCCUCUUUCGAGUCCGGGAUGAAAAAUCUCAGUCUAAGUGACGACCCUCACCAGCAAAUUGCAAAUCAAGGCCAAUGGUUUCAAGCUUCUGAUAGUGACGAAGAAGACGACCAACCCCUCAGUAGCACAAAUCGACCUAUUUCGGUACUAAUGGCGAGACCUGCUCAUUUUAUCAAGCCUGCAGCUCCACCACGCACCAUGUCACCUCCUGAUAUGCGAAUUAUACAAUCACUCUUUGACAAUUAUUCUCAAAAAGUGUAUAUCGAAGGUUAUGUCUAUAGAAAGAAAGAACAGUGGUCUCGCUGGUAUGCUGAGUUGUGUGGUUCUGUUCUGAUCCUUUGGGAUGCCCAAUUUGAAGGAAGUGGCGAGCAAGUCAUGCCACAAUAUAUGUCUGUGAUUAAUUCUAGCGUGGACUUGUUGGGCAAGUCGGGUGAACAAGGCAAGGACAACGUGUUUUCGUUCAACUCCGCUGGAGACAAUCAAGUCUUAUUUGAUUUACCUAAUCCUCGGGUAUUGCAGCAAUGGGUAUCUGCUAUUCGCCUCUCUUGUUUUGAAUAUACUAGAUUGCAAGAGAUUUUUACACGACACUUUUUAAGUCGAUCAGCUUUUGCUGAUAUGCAGUUAAAGACGUUGAGCAAGACUGAGGGUCAAGUGGAAGUUCAAUUAGGAGCCAAUGAAUGGCAAAAAUAUUGGUUAGUUGUGUCUGAUAAAGUUGAAGAAAAGAAACUGUUUGGUAAAAAAACAAAACCCUCUAAAGGCCAAAUCAUGUUGUACGAAUCCAAGAAAGCCAAACAUCCUGUUCUUACCAUCACUAACGUUGUGCAAUCUUAUAUUUUAUAUCCCGAAUCAGCAAAAGAUAUUGAUACGGUAACAACAUUUAAAAUUCAAGCAAACGGUGAGACGACAACUGCAACUAUUCGAGCACCCUCUACUAAGGAAAUGGCACAGUGGGUCAUUGGUACCUUUGAUACCUUCAAGCUAUAUGGCAGACCUGAUCAGCCAAGAGGAGAUGCACCACGCUUGUUCCUAGAAUUGCAUGAAGUAUCUCAUAUCAACCUUAAAGACCAAGGCUUGGUAGAAACCAUGUCUCAGUUCUCAAACAUCUUGUUACAGAAAUUACAACAUCAGCAACAGAUAGUUCAGCAACAUUUAUAUGCACGUCAGUCACAACAACCCAUGGGUUUGAUCCACCAAAUCCCUUCAGGAGCACCAAUGCUGAAUGGACAAGUGCCUUCUCCUCCUCGUCCAAAUCCUCAAAGGAUGUCCACUCAUUCUAGUCAGUCAUCUAACAUGAGCAACAAACCACUCGGCAUGCAACCUCAACAUGCUCAAGCAUUUCCACCACCAUCACUCCAACAGCAGCAGCAGGUGAAAGCCAAUACAAAUCGCAAAAUAUAUGCUAGUGAUGAAGAAAGUGAGGAGGAAGAUGAUGAUGAAGAAGAAGAGGAGGAAGACGAUGAAAGCGAUAGCGACUCUGUCUUUAACAAAAACAAAAUCAAAACAAAGGAAAGUUUAUUACCUAAUAUGCAAGAAGAUGAAGGAUUUGCAAGCAAUGUAUUAGGCGAUAUCGAGAAAAAGAGUGUAUCUUCCAAGACAUCACUCCACAUCUCUCAAAAAGCAUCCACAUCAUCAACUACUGAUUUGUCAACUAAGAAAGACGUCAAAGAGGAAGACAAUUUAUCAGACAGUGACGACGACGAUGAUGAAGAAGAAGAAGCAGUUCAAAAACCCAGUGCUAAACCCGUCACCAAGAGACCUAAUCCCAAGGUGGCCAGAACUCAAAUUAGUGUAAGUGGAUCCGACGAUAGUGAAGAAGGGGAAGAGGAAGAAGGUUACUCUGGUAGUGAUGAUGACGAUAUUCCUAUUCAUCAACAACAACAAAGACACUUACAACAGCAACAUCAACAACCUUAUCUUGACUACAAUGAUGCCUAUAUGCAAAAUCAACAAUGGGAUAGUGCCAGUACAUACAAUGCUAGUCAAAAUAUGAUGAUGAUGGAUCCACAUUUCCAAGGUUAUUAUGAUGAAAAUGGUUUCCCUAUGAUGGGCGAAGAUGGUCCUAUCAUUCCUCAGCUUGGAGAUAGAUUUGCAACACAAAAUAGCCUGUUAGAUACAUACAGAGCAGACCGUCCCUCAGCACAUGACCAAGAAGGCUAUGCUAGAGCCACUGGUCAGCCAUUAAUCCAAGUGCCAAAUAAACCUCCUGAACCUCGUGCUGGUCUAGUGGGUAUGAUUUCUCAAUUGGAGCAUGAGAAAAAGCAAGAAAAAUCCAAUAAGACUCGACUAGCAGAAAUGGAAAAAGAGCGCAUCUUGGAGCGUGAGCGUGAACGAUACCUUCUAGAACAAAGACAGCAAAUGAUGCAGCCCAUGAUGAAUCCAGCUAUGAAUCAAAGCAUGAGUCAAAGUAUCAACCAAGGCACGAAUCCAGCUAUGAGUCAAAGCAUGAAUCCAGCUAUGAGUCAAGGCAUGAAUCCUGCGAUGAAUCAAAAUAUGAUGAUGUAUCCUGGUAUAAUGCCAAUGAUGGGCGGACAAAUGCCAAUGAUGAACAUGAACAUGAUGAUGUAUCCUGGCAUGAUGAACAUGCAAAUGGUGCCACCUAUGAUGGAUCCCCGCGUGUCUAUGAUGAUGAUGCAACAACAAUACGGUCAACAUCCAAUGUGGCAACAACAGCAACAAAUGUUCAAUAAUCGUUUCAAUGGCAGCAUUCAAGAUGAUGACGAAGAUGAAGACGAUGAUGUCCCUCUUGGUACAAAAGAGCCCUCUCAUACCCAAAAACAUUAA
This is a messenger RNA of Gilbertella persicaria, 2787 nucleotides long. RefSeq lists its product as uncharacterized. Gene Ontology annotation, biological process: regulation of transcription by RNA polymerase II. The coding region runs from base 1 to 2787 and encodes 928 amino acids. Gene Ontology annotation, cellular component: mediator complex. Gene Ontology annotation, molecular function: transcription coactivator activity. The record is from RefSeq and is a predicted model, not a curated record. The transcript is spliced from 3 exons. NCBI's taxonomy places the organism in Eukaryota, Fungi, Mucoromycota, Mucoromycetes, Mucorales, Choanephoraceae.